This is a messenger RNA of [Candida] anglica, 1363 nucleotides long. Lineage: Eukaryota; Fungi; Ascomycota; Pichiomycetes; Serinales; Debaryomycetaceae. The record is from the annotation of a GenBank genome assembly.
UUCACCGUAAACUAAUCCUAACCUUCCCGCCGCACUUACCUCCUCACUUUUCAAACUAAUGUGAAACCAAUUUUGGGAGAUUAUAAUUUUUUUUCUACUUCUUUUCAAAGGGCCACACUACCGACCAAUAUUUAUUUUUCUUGUCAACAAGCUCAAGUGGACGACCAUAUCACAUACCAAAUCAAUCUGACCUAAUAUUAAAAAAAAUUUAAAGCAUAGGAUACAAAGAAAAAAACAUCGAUAGGAAAUUAUGAACUUGGAAUCAAAGCUUAAUAAUUCUAUAGAUGAUAUUCUUCGAAGUGCUGGGUAUAUUUUCGAAGCAGUGAGUCGGAAUAAGAAGAAUAGCAAUCUUAUCACGGGGACGAACAGUCAAUUAGUGAGUCCGUUGAUUAUGGAACAAUUAUCAGGUAGUUUACAGAAAUUUGAUGAUAUUUUGGAUGAUACGAUUGGGAAGUUUAAUGAUACCAAAUGGUGUAUUGAGCAAAUAUUGGAGAACAAACUUAGACAAGAGGAAUUGAAGCUUCGAGAAGAAGAGGAGAGGCAGAGACAAUUGAAGGAGGCAGAGGAAAGGAAUAAACGAGAACUUGAAGAAAAGAAACGAAAAGAAGAACAAGAACGAUUGGAAGCGGAAACAAGAGCAGCAGCUGAAGUUCAAGCAGCGGCCAACCGUAAGCGUGAAAUGGAACUAGAACAAAAGAGACAACAAGAGGAACUUGAACGUAAAAAGAGAGAAGAUGCAGAAAAGGAAGAAGAAUUAAGGAAAAGGAAACAACAACAAGAAGAAGAAGAAGCACAACAGAAGCAAUUCAAUCAAGGAUUUGACACUGGAUUGGAUUUCUCACCUAGCUUUGACUUCAAUAUGGAUGAUUUUGGAGGUGCGAACGCAAAUUCUGUAGUUUCCACCAAAAGUAAUAACAAUAACAACAUCAAUAAUGGUAACAGCAUUAAUGGAAAUGGAGAUGGAGCCACCAAUCUGAAGGACUCUGGAUCAUUACUGGGUAGUAAUGACGUCAUUUCUAAUGGUGUUGGAGCCUCCAAUACUGCACCUACAAGUUAUAAUAGGGACAACAAUAAUGAUCCGAGUGCUGCAGCGGGUACUGAUGGGCUCGAUACAGAUAUGAAUACAUUACUAGGUACAGAUGCUCUGCUUCUUGAUGGGUUUAACAUGGACUUGCUUGAUCUGGGUGGAUUGGAAGGAGAAGAUGCUGGUAACUUGGUAGGUGAAGGUGAGGAAUUUGAUGUUGAUAGCUUUUUAAAUCAAUUUGGAGGUGGAGAUUAGGGCCCGAAAAAAAAAGAGAUAUAUAUAUAUAUUUGUAUAUAAGCAGGAGACGAAGUAGUAAAGACGACGAAAAGAUAAAUUAAU